UCAGACCACAUCCACUGUUGUCUAUUAGUACUAGUAUAAAAAAACUCAGCAAUUCCAGCCACCACACAACCUCCUUCUGCUGCCACCAUUCUUCUUGCUCGAGAUUUCAAUUCUUUUUCUCCAAACUCAACUUGGGUUUAUGUGAUGGCGCUCAAUAUCUCUUCUCCGGCUGAAGUCAAGUCCCUUUUUUUCUCUGAUUCCUUCAAGUCUAAUUGUCUCACAGCAAAAUUCCCAGGUGGUUUUGCUUUUAAAAGAAAAGAUGGUGGAAGGCGAGUUAACUGCUCACUGCAGGCAUCACCACCACCACCACCAGCCUGGCCGGGACGAGCGUAUCCAGAACAAGUUGGCAAGACUUGGGAGGGACCAAAACCCAUAUCUAUUGUGGGAUCUACUGGUUCUAUUGGAACUCAGACUCUAGAUAUUGUGGCAGAGAAUCCAGACAAGUUUAAAGUUGUGGCACUUGCAGCUGGUUCAAACGUUACUCUCCUUGCAGACCAGAUAAAAACAUUUAAGCCUCAACUUGUUGCUGUUAGAAACGAGUCGCUAAUUGCUGAACUUGAAGAGGCUUUGCAUGAUGUUGAACAGAAACCUGAGAUCAUCCCUGGAGAGCAGGGAAUCGUUGAGGUUGCUCGUCACCCAGAUGCAGUCAGUGUAGUCACAGGAAUAGUAGGGUGUGCAGGACUGAAGCCGACAGUUGCUGCGAUAGAAGCAGGGAAAGACAUAGCUUUGGCCAACAAAGAGACGUUGAUUGCCGGAGGUCCUUUUGUCCUUCCUCUUGCUCAGAAGCAUAACGUAAAAAUACUUCCUGCUGAUUCGGAACAUUCUGCCAUUUUUCAGUGUAUCCAGGGGUUACCAGAGGGUGCACUUAGGCGCAUUAUUCUAACAGCAUCUGGAGGUGCUUUUAGGGAUUUGCCAGUUGAAAAGCUGAAAGAUGUUAAAGUAGCUGAUGCAUUAAAACAUCCCAACUGGAAUAUGGGGAAAAAGAUAACUGUGGACUCUGCUACACUCUUUAACAAGGGUCUAGAAGUAAUUGAAGCACAUUACCUAUUUGGAGCUGACUAUGAUAAUAUUGAGAUUGUCAUUCAUCCGCAAUCAAUCAUACAUUCAAUGAUUGAAACACAGGAUUCAUCUGUUCUUGCACAACUAGGGUGGCCUGAUAUGCGGUUGCCGAUCCUCUAUACAUUAUCAUGGCCUGACAGGGUUUAUUGUUCUGAAGUCACUUGGCCUCGCCUUGAUCUUUGCAAGCUUGGUUCACUUACAUUUAAAACUCCAGACAAUGUAAAGUAUCCAUCCAUGAAUCUUGCCUAUGCUGCUGGUCGUGCUGGAGGAACAAUGACAGGAGUUCUCAGUGCAGCAAAUGAGAAAGCUGUAGAGUUGUUUAUUGAUGAAAAGAUUAGCUAUUUGGAUAUAUUCAAAGUGGUGGAGCUAACAUGUGAGAAGCAUCAAAAUGAAUUGUUGACCUCGCCUUCCCUUGAAGAAAUUAUUCACUAUGACCUAUGGGCACGAAAAUACGCUGCUAGUUUGCAAGACUCUUCCACCUUCACACCUAUUCUUGCAUGAGAAGGAUUAUUAGUGUAGGGAUAUGGCUGAUUCCUCCCACAAGGCCCUUGAACAAUUUAUCCAAUGCAGAAUCAUGCAUUCCCUUCAUGUUGAAAAAUAAAAAGGGUUAUAUUUAUGGAA
Vigna angularis (adzuki bean) is the source of this 1680-nucleotide messenger RNA. Its product is annotated as 1-deoxy-D-xylulose 5-phosphate reductoisomerase, chloroplastic. Gene Ontology annotation, molecular function: NADPH binding; manganese ion binding; protein binding. The transcript is spliced from 12 exons. Bases 145 to 1560 code for a protein of 471 amino acids. Lineage: Eukaryota; Viridiplantae; Streptophyta; Magnoliopsida; Fabales; Fabaceae. The record is from RefSeq and is a predicted model, not a curated record. Gene Ontology annotation, biological process: isoprenoid biosynthetic process.